GUAAAAUACUGCUCUGCACACUGUGCUUGUGCAUGCCAGCAUAGUGAAUUAGAGUUGAUCGGACCAGUGGAGUUUUACUGCUGCAGUUCAUGGGAUCACUGCAUGUAAUUUGACUUUUACCUGUGCUACAUGUGCAGCUGAUCUUCUGAAGGACUCCCUGCAGGAGAAAGCAGGAAGAGAAGCUCUUCUGACAGCUUUCUUGUUUCAGUGUCAUAUCCACACAGAGCCAGUCUAACAGGUAGAGUCAACAUGCUGGAGCAAGUUCUGUCAUUUGGCCGCUCCCUGGUGCGCAGGAAAGUGGUCGACCUGAACAGCCUGGAGGACUCUAAGCUCUGCCGCUGCCUGGGAACCGUCGACCUCAUCGCUCUGGGAGUGGGCAGCACCCUGGGCGCCGGCGUUUAUGUGCUGGCCGGUGAGGUCGCAAAGGGAGAUUCUGGCCCCAGCAUUGUCAUCUCUUUUCUAAUUGCUGCCCUGGCCUCUGUCAUGGCGGGUUUGUGUUACGCUGAGUUUGGGGCCCGUGUCCCCAAAACAGGCUCUGCUUAUCUUUACAGUUAUGUAACUGUGGGCGAGAUCUGGGCCUUCAUCACUGGGUGGAAUCUGAUUCUGUCCUAUGUGAUUGGCACCUCCUCAGUUGCCAGAGCCUGGAGUGGCACAUUUGAUGAAAUGAUAGGAGGACACAUAGAGACCUUCUGUAAAACCUACUUCAGCAUGAACUCCCCUGGUCUGGCUCAGUACCCUGACUUCUUUGCCGUCUGUCUGAUUCUGCUGCUCUCUGGGCUCCUGUCGUUUGGGGUGAAGGAAUCAGCCUGGGUCAAUAAAGUCUUCACCUCAGUCAAUGUGCUCGUGCUCUUGUUUGUCAUCAUCUCUGGCUUUGUCAAAGGAGACACGUACAACUGGAAGAUAACUGAAGAAUCUCUCAUAAAUGUCACCAUAGUUACAAGGAACUUGUCAGUCACAGCAAACGUGAGCAGCGAUUAUGGCGUCGGUGGAUUCAUGCCCUAUGGCUUCAGUGGCACUUUAGCUGGAGCCGCCACCUGCUUCUAUGCUUUUGUUGGUUUUGACUGCAUUGCGACAACAGGUGAGGAGGUUAAAAACCCGCAGAGGGCCAUUCCCAUUGGCAUCGUAGUGUCACUGACCGUGUGUUUCCUGGCGUACUUUGGUGUGUCUGCCGCACUCACCCUCAUGAUGCCCUACUACCUGCUGGAUGAGAAGAGCCCUCUGCCCAUGGCCUUUGAAUAUGUGGGAUGGUCCCCCGCCAAAUACGUAGUGGCUGUGGGUUCACUCUGUGCCCUUUCUACCAGCCUGCUGGGCUCCAUUUUCCCUAUGCCUCGUGUAAUCUAUGCUAUGGCAGAGGAUGGGGUGCUUUUCAAAGCCUUAGCCCGAAUCAAUCCUAAGACGAAGACCCCACUUAUUGCCACUAUGAGCUCCGGUGUAGUAGCAGCCAUCAUGGCUUUCCUGUUUGACCUCAAAGCCCUUGUUGACAUGAUGUCCAUUGGAACUCUGCUGGCCUACUCGCUGGUUGCUGCGUGUGUUCUCAUUCUCAGGUAUCAGCCAGACGCUCUGGUGCAGCGUGCAGGUACCGGAGAGAGGGAUUACCUGUCCUCGGAAGAGGGCGAGUCAGAGCUGACAGAGUCAGAGUCCCACCUCCACAUGUUGAAGAGCGGCAGCUCCGCCCUGCAGACUGUCCUUCACCCUCCUGUCUCACCUUCAGAGCAUUCCUCCAGUGUGGUCAACAUGUCCAUCAGUGUCCUGGUGCUGGUCGUGUGCGUGAUCAGCUACCUCACCACGUACCACAUCAGCGCCGUCCUUGGUAUGGAAGUGUGGAUCCUGGCGUUGUUGUGUGUGUGUCUCCUCAUCUUCAGUGGCUGCACCUUCAUGGUGUGCAGGCAGCCUCAGACUAACAAGAAGGUCUCCUUCAUGGUGCCUCUUCUGCCAUUUCUGCCCAUUCUGAGUAUAUUUGUGAAUAUUUACCUCAUGGUUCAGCUGAGUGGAGAUACCUGGAUACGUUUCUCUGUGUGGAUGGCUGUGGGCUUCCUGAUCUACUUUGGCUAUGGCAUAUGGCACAGUGUUGAGCGCCAGCGCCUACUCCAGAGUCCCCAAAACACCAGCAGCAGCAACACCACCCAGGAAAAGAGCAACAGCAGCAAGGAGAAGCAGGUCGGUGUGGGCACGGAAGGAAAAGACCAGGAGCAAUUCAUCAUCCCAGAGAAGACGAGCCGGUGUUAGAGUUUACCGGCUCAGCUACAGACUCUGUGAGGCAACAGACUCUGCAUUUAAAAGCACACUGCAGCUCUGCCUCGAUGCACUUAAAUCCACUGUUUCACCACAUGUGCUUCAGUCACAAGCACAUUCAGCCAGCAAGAGGCAAAGUCAGUAUUCUGUAUGAUGGAGAGACGCUCCGUCACCGUGAUUGGUCCUGUUACGUCACAUUGUACUUCAUGGACAGCAUUGAGGCAGAAGUGAACAGAACGGUAACACUGGAGAGUGAGGCUCACUUCCUCUCACACUGAAGCAAGGAAUUCCUGUUUCAGUAUGAACUCCAGUUUUGUUUUGUUUUGUUUUUUUUAAUCAUAUGUUUUCUGUCUUUCUCCGUGUGUCCAGAACAUCAUUAGACUUUGAUACGUCAGUUCAUGUGUUUGUAUUGUUAGUAAUGUUGGUUUGUGGUAUGUAAAAAAAAAAGCACUUGUUCUCUUACGUGAGUGUAAGAGGUGGAAUUAUUAUAGACAUAUAUACGUCAGCAUUUCUGCCAUCUUGAUUUGGGCAGGUCCACCGUGUAAACCAAUACACGCAGACAUGGAAACUUCAGAAUAAAACACACUAACGUUGACAUUUAUCUCGUUCUGAUUAAUCGUGUUUAUAUUGUAGGCUACUAAUUCCAUAAGAUUGUGUUUGAAAUAAGUAAUGUUCCUAAGAUGGCAGCGAUGUUGACACAUUCAGAGUCGGUCUACGUGUCUCUGAAUGAUACGUGCAUUAAUGUGAAAUUGAGAUAUAAAAUAUAAAAUCAUUCUAAAAACACUGACAUAUUUAGACCAGUGUACAAUAUGUCAAAUAGUCUUGUAGCCAUUCGACUGUCAGUGACCUGAAAGUGUAGCGAUAUUCAGGCUUCAGCAGAUACUGUAUAAUCUAACAAAUCACAACAAUAUUUACUGUAGUUAUUAAGUAUUAAGUUCUGGUUUUAUUCAGCUUGGCUUUUUUUUUUUUACACGUGUUACAUCUAUGAACUGGUAGCAUCUGUUACAGAGUCAGGACUCUGCUCAGUCAGUAUUUGUAGUUUCCUUCUAUAUCACACUGUGUUUUCAUGUGUGUCAUACGUUCAGGCUGUUUGGAAACAGUGACAGACUGGCUGUUGAUAUAAUUAUGAGAGCUGUGAUUAUAUCUGUUUGUUUACCACCUAACACGAUGCAAAAACAACCUGUUUCAAACUGAAGUAUUAAUGGAGAAAAGAAAAAUUAUUUUUUUCUCCUUGUCUUUGUUUCUCCUCCUCUGUGACCACGGUCUGCGUUGCCUCUUAACCAGUUUGAAAAUUCAUCCAUGUUUUUCUUGUACUAUGAAGAGAAAGAUUCAGCUCCAGGUUUACAGAAGAACCUGACUGAUAAGGUUUUACUCCAUUUGAAGUGGAGACACAUUUUUGGAGAGAUCAGACACUGCAGCUGUAGGAUACGAUGCGCUGAUUGGUGUGUAUGUGUGUGAGUGUGUGUGUGUGUGUGUCUAUCUUUGUAUGACCUUUUCUGGCAUAAACCAGUAGUCCUCAUGCAGACCAACACCUCCUCCUAAUGAGACAGAACCUCAUUUCUGGUGACGGUUAGGAUUAAAAUUAUAAGGAUACAUAAGUGUGUGUGUGUGUGUGUGUGCAGCAGUGAGGAGUGAGGUGGGUGCUCUACAUGUACCAGACUAAAGGUUCAACUUCCAGUGAAGUUGCAGAAUUAAACUCAUAAAAGUGUCACUUGUUUCCAACUGCAAUAAAAAGACAAAUACAAUACAUUUAUUUUCAAA
Solea senegalensis (Senegalese sole) is the source of this 3993-nucleotide messenger RNA. RefSeq names its product solute carrier family 7 member 2 (gene slc7a2). Bases 250 to 2226 code for a protein of 658 amino acids. The record is from RefSeq and is a predicted model, not a curated record. Gene Ontology annotation, cellular component: plasma membrane. The transcript is spliced from 12 exons. Gene Ontology annotation, biological process: amino acid transport; transmembrane transport. NCBI's taxonomy places the organism in Eukaryota, Metazoa, Chordata, Actinopteri, Pleuronectiformes, Soleidae. Gene Ontology annotation, molecular function: amino acid transmembrane transporter activity.